Molecule: messenger RNA, 1941 nt
Organism: Cyphellophora attinorum
Lineage: Eukaryota; Fungi; Ascomycota; Eurotiomycetes; Chaetothyriales; Cyphellophoraceae
Product: Beta-galactosidase
Exons: 5
Coding region: 1-1941 (646 amino acids)
Biological process (GO): carbohydrate metabolic process
Molecular function (GO): hydrolase activity, hydrolyzing O-glycosyl compounds
Source: RefSeq, a predicted model, not a curated record
AUGAAGGUAAUCUUUCUAUUCUUAGGCGCCCUGCUGUUAUAUCAUACGGCAGGAGCCGUCAUCGAUUACCAUCGCGUCCCACCAUAUGAAGCUCCAACAACCUAUACUGUACAGAAACCACCCCUCGACACUCCUUGGACGUAUAGACUUGGCAGCAAUCCAUGGCCCGAGUAUCCACGACCGCAAUUACAACGGGAGCACUGGCAGAACCUCAAUGGUAUCUGGAAGUACAGGAAUGCUACUGGCCCAAACGAACCACCUCCAUGGAAUCAGGACUUGCCUCACGAGGUCUUGGUCCCAUCCUGCUUGGAAAGCGCGCUGUCAGGAGUCCAAGGCGAGUACACAAUACACUCAUGGUUCUCCACAAACUUUACCGUCCCCGAACUCUGGCGAGACGGAAGAGUACUGCUGAAUUUUGGUGCGGUUGACUACGAGGCGGUCAUUUAUAUCAAUGGCCAGCAAAUAGCAAUCAAUCGAGGUGGAUAUGCGACGUUCACCAUCGACGUCACCGACUAUGUCUCCACCGGCGAUGAGCCAGAUGCUGUCAACCCUAUUGGCAAGCAAACACUGCAAGAUCCCAAUCAUUAUUUCUACACUCCAUGCAGCGGUAUUUGGCAGAGCGUAUGGAUCGAAGCCGCCGCUACCGAGUAUGUCACACGUCUCGAUCUUAGCGGCGACAUGAAUGGCCAGGUCACCGUCAACGUUCAUACGUUGAACAGCGUAUCAGGCAAUGCGGAGAUCAGAAUCCGUGACCGUGAUCAGUCGGCGACAAUCCUUGCCGCCAACCCGUUCAAGACCAAUGGAGAAUUCAUCUUUACUACAGGGCAGGUUCCAAAGAGAUGGUCGCCGGAUUCGCCGGUCUUGUACGACGUUGAAAUCAUUGUUGGCGGUGAAACAAUUCGCAGCUACAUGGGCUUCCGAACUUAUGAGAAUCGAAACAUCAACGGCGUCUAUCGACCCAUGCUGAAUGGAGAAUUCAUUUUCCCAUUUGGGACACUCGAUCAAGGAUACUGGCCCGACGGUAUCUAUGUAGCGCCCAACCGAAAAGCAAUGACAUACGAUCUGAACAUGCUCAAAGCAGUCGGUUUCAACAUGGUCCGCAAACACAUUAAAGUCGAGCCGUCCUUGUUCUACACUGCUUGUGACGAGCUAGGCCUACUAGUCAUCCAAGACAUGCCUUCGCCUCGAACAGGCAAUCGGAUUGAGUAUUCGAAUUGCACGCGUCCACCGUACUUACCGAACGUCGACGAACAAGCCGACUUCGUCGAUCAACUCGGCCGCAUGGUAGAUCAACUGAAGUCCCAUCCAAGCAUAUUCGCAUGGACGAUCUACAACGAAGGCUGGGGCCAGCUCCUCACGCGACAGAACGGGCACUACCAGGAAUUCGACCUGGUCGACCUCGUCAGAUCUCGCGACCCUACACGACUCAUCUCUGCUACCAGCGGCUGGACCGACCAUGGAGCCGGCGACUUCAGCGAUACCCACAGCUAUGCAUCCCCUAAGUGCGGAACGCCCUUCUACAAGAUCCCCUCACCAGCAUAUGACCCUACCCGCAUCGCAUUCCAAGGCGAGUUCGGCGGCAUCGGUCACAAUCUGACCGACGCCCAUCUCUGGAAAGUGCAAGAUGCGAUCGACACCAUCAAUCAGACAUACGAAAUCAAUGCCGACCUCAACAGCUUCAAUUACCGUGCCCGUCAGCUGCUGCGUGAGUUCCGUGAACAAGUCGAGCUGUUUGACUGCUCUGGUGGCGUGUGGACGCAGACCACGGAUGUGGAGGGUGAGCUCAAUGGCUUGUUGAGUUAUGAUCGUCGGGUGCUGAGAGUGGAUCUGAAUGUCUGGCGGACAGAGAUACAGGCGUUGUAUGAUGCGGCGGCUGCUAGAGGGGCGAUGAACUACUCUAUCGGCGAGCCGGUCGAGCUGGAAUUGAAGAAUCACCUGUGA